Messenger RNA from Toxoplasma gondii ME49, 2522 nucleotides. RefSeq lists its product as hypothetical. The record is from RefSeq and is a predicted model, not a curated record. The transcript has 6 exons. The coding region runs from base 716 to 2206 and encodes 496 amino acids. Gene Ontology annotation, molecular function: RNA binding; RNA methyltransferase activity. NCBI's taxonomy places the organism in Eukaryota, Apicomplexa, Conoidasida, Eucoccidiorida, Sarcocystidae. Gene Ontology annotation, biological process: RNA processing.
UAUCUGUCGACGAAAAGAAAAACAAACAGAAAAGAAAACAGUGCCUCCUCGUAUUCUGCUCUAGGACGAGGAAGACAGUAUGGCCUGCAAGCGGAACCUGCGUAUGCAGCGCAAGUGUAGUAUUGACUACUGUGUAGAGAGCCGUGUCGAACUUGACUCACCUGGCAGUGUAAGUACAGCCGCUCUCGCCGAUGUGAUUUCUCGUUUAACUCAAAACUGCUAUGUGUAUGUGCAUUGCGAAGGAUCUCAAAAAGAGGAUUCAGCUGGGGCCACGGCAGAACUAGAGCUGCGAUCGUUCCUUCUAACCGUAGGGUAGAUUAACCCUCGAACCCCUUUAGGCUGCAGCCCCGUCCGACAGUGAUGAUUGUCUUGGAUAAACUUAGGCGGUAUGCGCCACAGAAGUGAACUGAAAACGACAAAGAUUCCAGAAGAUAGACCGUCUAUUGUGUUACACCAGUAUGUGGUUGAUCGCUGAUAGGAGGACCUCCGGAACAUCCGGUUCGGUGUCGUCAUCCCGUUUACCCCGGUUACUCGCGUCUCUCGGUCUCUCCUUGUGCCACUCUUCGGGUGUGCGUCGCUUCGUUUGACAACGUAGGAACAAAAUGGGGAUCUGUAGCUUGUGCCACCACGCAUAGGCCAUCACUUGUGUUUUACGGGGAUUUUGUUCGUUUUUCGUGCCACUGAGUUAGUAACUUUUCUUGCAGUUGCGUGUAAAAUGGAGUCGUGUACACUAUGUUAUUCACUACGAAGGAGUGUCCCGUCUGUCAACAACAACUCGAGUCCCCCCGCACAACCAAGAACAUGCACGGCCACUCUUUUGACGACACUUCAGUUCCUGGACGGUGUCGGCAAAUCGCAUGCAGCAUAUAGAACUGAGAGGGGAGUAAGUACACGUCAUGCGGAGGAGUCUCGGUCUCGAGCAACCGACCAGGACUUCUCGUCUGAUGGAAAUAUCACCGACGGCCGCCAGCAGUUAUCUUCACGGGCCGCAGCCGUACCUACUGCUGCCGAACACGAGCGUCGAUUGCGUAGGCGACUUCAAGCAUGUGGGCCACGACCAAGUGAAAUACGUCGUCUGAAAGAUGUGUUGGUGACACAUUUGCUGUCUGUCGCUGGCAAUCCUUCGUACAGGACGUCGAGGCAGAGCGUGCUCGUUAGUGGCUCCUCCUUGGUUCAUGAGCUGCGCAAGUCCUUUCAAUGCAAGCGGCUUAUCAUUAGCCGGCAGUCUAAGGGUGUGAAUCUGGACGCGUGCGCUCAUUUAGCGGAAGGUGACACACCGGUUUCGCCAACAGUGUCUAACGUAUGUAACAGCCUCUCCGCCGCUAACGAGAGUGUGCAUGGACCGGCCGGUCACGGAGUGGAGACGCAUUUUGUGACAGACCGUAUUCUUCGCAAAAUUGCCGGUCUACAUUCGUACGACGGUGGAUGUGUCGCGGAAAUGCGGCAUCCUCCCCCGGCUGCGAGUUUCGGUGAUAUGAAGCUGCUUCUAUGUCUCGGGCGUCCCCCGAACUCUUUCUGCGAGACCGACACCGCUUGCAGCUCUUUCAAGGGCCUCGAAGAGGACACAGACAAUUUCGAACGACUAAUGCUCGGCAUUCUUGGCACCAUUCUCCGAUCGGCCGCCGCACUACAGUGGCAGGGCGUCUGGCUUCUGCCUCAGUGUCCAGACGUCUUUAACCCCCUCGCCAUUCGGGCUUCCCAGGGAGCUCUCUUCUGGUUGCCGUAUCGGAGAGGGUCGUGGGAUGAUUUCGUUAAGUUCACGUCCGAACAAGAUCUGCUUAUCUGUAUCCCUCAUGAAGCUGGUCUAGACGUUCAUUCCAGCGAAUUAUCGCCGCGUAGUUACAAGGGCGUUUGCUUGUUAAUUGAUGACGCUGCCUUUCAUGCAGCCGACGCUCUUGUGCAACAGUCGAGGGGGAAGUUGUCCAACCAAUCAAAGGAGGUCGUUUCGUCCAACGCGGGGGACACCGCCAAUCACGUAUUAAUUCCGAAAGGAGGGAGAAAUAGAGUGCCUCGAUUGUCCUGUCCGUACCAGACCAUUGCCUUGCCAUCAGUCGGAUCGGGAGGAGAUGACGGAGACCAGGAGAAUGUGAUGGCUCUCAUGCAUCCAGUUACAUCGACUACGAUUUUGAUGUAUCAACUCAAGCAGACACACUUUCCGUCUGUAGCGUCUUCUGCCUUUCUGUUCUCAAAAAAAACGGAGACUUAAUGUACAAUCGGUUUCACGAAGCGUGACGGCCUGCAGGUACUGUAUGUCCUUCAGGCCGACCGACUUCGAUGGUGCUGCACAAGAGAUACGAGGGCCUCAUUCGUUGACGAAUGACUCUAUCUGUAGUGUGUUGGCCGGAUUUCGUUUUUUUUGAUAGGGAUUUGUUUUUCCUGAGUUAUCUGCGUGUUGUUAUCCGUAGCAGGAUGCGGAGAUGUGUGGUGCUUGUCAGAUACACCCCUGAAUGUAGGGAAAAUCAAUCCCCUCGCCGCGACGGUAGAAUCACCCAGAGACGUUUGAGCCCUUCAUAGCGUUGUAA